GGAGAAACGUGGUUGACGUGACGCACCACAUAACGCAGUAUAACAACAUCAUCCAAGAACUUCAGAACGAGAUCGCGCGCAUGCGCUCUAAACUGCACGAGCAGGAGUCGAACAAGGUGGCGCGCACGGCGGUCAGCAUUCAAAAUCUACACAGCGAGGUGAUGGAAGCCUCGAGAAGGGAGUCGGAAACGGAGAUGAAAUGGCUUCGUCAUCAGCUGCUGGCGACCUUUAAAGAGCAGCUGGACAUCAGGAACAACUUGAUGGAGGUGAACCGCAGCAGUUUACACCUAAGCUGGGAGAUACAGUCACACAGCUAUAUCAUCAAUGAAGCCGAGCGAUCUGGUCCAUGCCAGGGAGCAACUAAAGAUGCUCAACGAAGCGCUGCAGAAAGCUUCCCAGUACAAAGUAAAGCUGGAGAAGCAACUCAGUAAUAACAAGACAAAUGCCGAGCGGUUAGAAGAGGUUCUUCCGGGGAAAGCAAGCACCGACCAACAGAGGGAGCUGCUGCAGCUCAUCAUCAAGGUCAAUCAGCUAGAGGUCGAGAAACACGAUCUGCGCAGUCUAGAGCUGCUGAAAGAGCACGAGCUACAGGGCAAGGAUCUGCAGAUCGUCAAGUUGAAGACGAUCAACCAACUAGCAGAUCGCAUCAUUCAGCAUCAGAAGCAGAUCAUAGACGAUCACCAGAUGCCAUGCCCACCCGUGCUGCAGAUGCUCUACAAGCAGUAUAAGGUCGACAGAGAUGGCCUCUUGUUCAACUCGGAUGUAGCAGUGGAAACUGUCAAGGUGCGAUCGUGA
Messenger RNA from Priapulus caudatus, 795 nucleotides. RefSeq names its product kinesin-like protein KIF19. Bases 325 to 795 code for a protein of 156 amino acids. The transcript is spliced from 7 exons. The record is from RefSeq and is a predicted model, not a curated record. Lineage: Eukaryota; Metazoa; Priapulida; Priapulimorpha; Priapulimorphida; Priapulidae.